UGCAGCGGAAAUAACUAACGGAGAAAACCGGGUAACAUGGCGAAGCCUGGCCACGCUACUCCACCUAGUCCUCUCUUGCGGAAGCAACAACCCACUCGACCGUCUAUCCCGGUGGCAGGGAGGGAGGCCAAGUCACACCAUCAACCAAAUCAAGGAGGUUUGAGGGCUCCAUGGCCAUGGGAAGGGAUCCUCGCUGCUGCCAUGGGAGAAGAGAAGAGAGGGAUGGCUCCACAGCAGCGCACCAAGGAGAGCCCGAGCAGAGGAGAGAUGGCGUGGGGGAAGAGAAGGGAGAGGGCAGGGGCUGCCAUUUAUAGGGCCAAGCUUUGGACAUGUCAGACUGCACCAACAGGUGGCAGGUGCUGCAGUGACGACCUUGGACGACGUGUUUCGGCAUUUUUCGCUUGGAAUCGGAUCUUGGUUGCUGCACAAAAUAUCUUCCUUGAUCUAUACUCUACAAUUAUUGUAAAGGACUUAGAGAGUUAUAGAUCCACAAAAAUUGGUUUGUCACUGGGUUAGAAAACAGUGGAAACUUGUGAAAACGGAAUGUCAAAGCAUGUCAAACGGAAUCGGAUGAAUGCGAUCUUUUAAUA
This is a messenger RNA of Zea mays, 590 nucleotides long. RefSeq lists its product as uncharacterized. NCBI's taxonomy places the organism in Eukaryota, Viridiplantae, Streptophyta, Magnoliopsida, Poales, Poaceae. The transcript has 2 exons. The coding region runs from base 37 to 516 and encodes 159 amino acids. The record is from RefSeq and is a predicted model, not a curated record.